Molecule: messenger RNA, 3188 nt
Organism: Chaetura pelagica (chimney swift)
Lineage: Eukaryota; Metazoa; Chordata; Aves; Apodiformes; Apodidae
Gene: NEK9
Product: NIMA-related kinase 9
Exons: 22
Biological process (GO): protein phosphorylation
Cellular component (GO): centrosome
Molecular function (GO): protein kinase activity; protein kinase binding; ATP binding
Source: RefSeq, a predicted model, not a curated record
AUGUGGAUGAACUCAAAAGAGCAGUACAGAGAUGACUCACUGGUAGUGUGGAAGGAGGUGGACCUGACCCGGCUGUCGGAAAAGGAGCGUCGUGAUGCUUUGAAUGAAAUUGUUAUCCUUGCCCUAUUGCAGCAUGAGAACAUCAUUGCCUACUACAAUCACUUCAUGGAUAACACCACGCUGCUGAUCGAGCUGGAGUACUGUAAUGGAGGGAACCUCUACGAUAAGAUUCUGCGACAGAAAGACAAGUUAUUUGAAGAAGAGAUGGUGGUUUGGUAUCUCUUUCAAAUUGCAUCAGCUGUGAGCUGCAUUCAUCGAGCAGGAAUUCUUCACAGAGACAUAAAGACAUUAAAUAUCUUUCUAACCAAGGCAAACCUGAUUAAAUUGGGAGACUAUGGGUUGGCAAAGAAGCUGAACUCUGAAUACUCUAUGGCUGAGACUCUGGUGGGAACUCCAUAUUACAUGUCCCCAGAACUCUGCCAGGGUGUGAAAUACAACUUCAAAUCAGAUAUUUGGGCUGUGGGAUGCGUCAUCUUUGAGCUGCUUACUCUGAAGAGGACCUUUGAUGCUACUAAUCCUCUGAACCUUUGUGUGAAGAUUGUACAGGGAAACCGUGCCAUGGAGGUUGACUCUACUGUCUACUCCCGGGAGUUGAUCCAGAUGGUGAAUUCCUGCCUUGAUCAGGAUCCAGAGAAGCGACCCACCGCAGAUGAAUUGCUUGAACAUCCCCUUCUCAGCAAACGCAGGAGAGAGAUGGAAGAGAAAGUCACACUGCUAAAUGGGCCAAAUAAGCGACCAAGGUCGAGUACCAUGAAUGAAGCUCCCAUUGCAGUGGUGACUUCUCGCACCAGCGAGGUGUAUGUUUGGGGGGGUGGGAAGUCCACCCCCCAGAAGCUGGAUGCCAUCAAAAGCGGCUGCAGUGCACGCCAGGUGUGUGCUGGUAACACUCACUUUGCUGUGGUGACAGUGGAGAAGGAGCUCUACACCUGGGUGAAUAUGCAGGGGGGCACCAAGUUGCACGGGCAGCUGGGACAUGGAGACAGGGCCUCCUACCGGCAGCCAAAGCAUGUUGAGAAGCUUCAGGGAAAAGCCAUUCGCCAGGUGUCCUGUGGAGAUGAUUUCACAGUGUGCAUCACAGAUGAGGGCCAGGUGUAUGCAUUUGGCUCAGACUAUUAUGGAUGCAUUGGCGUUGACAAGGCUUAUGGCUCUGAAGUGCUUGAGCCCCUGCAGCUGGAUUUCUUUCUUACCAACCCUGUGGAGCAGGUCUCGUGUGGGGAUAACCACGUGGCAGUGCUGACCAGGAACAGAGAAGUUUACAUGUGAGGCUGUGGAGAGUAUGGGCGCUUGGGCUUGGAUUCAGAGGAAGAUCACUACACCCCUCAGAAGGUGGAUGUUCCGAAGACCUUAAACAUUGUGUCAGUUCACUGUGGCUGUGAUGGGACUUUCCUGCUCACCCAGACAGGCAAAGUGUUGGCCUGUGGACUCAAUGAGUUCAACAAGCUGGGCCUGAAUCAGUGCACAUCAGGGAUAAUCAACCAUGAUACAUACUGUGAGGUGCCAUAUGCCACUUCCCUUACUUUGGCCAAGCAGCUUUCCUUCUACAAGAUCCGUACCAUUUCUCCAGGGAAGACACACACAGCUUCCAUUGAUGAGCGAGGCCGCCUCCUGACCUUCGGCUCCAACAAGUGCGGACAGCUGGGUGUUGGGGACUAUAAGAAGCACCUGGGAAUUAACCUGCUGGGAGGCCCCUUGGGGGGUAAGCAGGUGAUCAGGGUUUCAUGUGGAGAUGAGUUCACCAUAGCUGCUACUGACGACAACCAUAUCUUUGCCUGGGGUAAUGGCGGGAAUGGGCGUCUGGCGAUGACAUCAACUGAGAGGGCUCACGGCUCAGAUAUUUGUACCUCAUGGCCUCGGCCAAUAUUUGGAUCAUUGCAUCAUGUUCCAGACCUGUCGUGCCGUGGCUGGCACACCAUCAUAAUUGUUGAAAAGGUAUUGAACUCUAAAACAAUCCGAUCCAACAGCAGUGGCCUGUCCAUUGGUACUGUGGCUCAGAGCUGCACAACUGGAGGAGGAGAGGAAGAGGAUAAUGAACAGGAAGCAGAGACCCCCAAUCCCAGUGGAGGUUUUCGGGGAACGAUGGAAGCAGAUCGUGAGUUGGGGGGCUGGAUCAGCACCACAGAAGCAAAGGGAGGCGACAGUGCUGACAGCAGCUCCUGUCCGGGCUGGCUGCGGAAGGAGCUGGAGAACGCUGAAUUCAUCCCCAUGCCUGACAGCCCCUUUCCUCUGAGUAUUGCAUCUUCAGAGCCCCAGAAGGAGACUCUCCCUUACCAGAAACUUCAAGGACUCAAAGUGGCUCCUGAGGAACCUGUUGGAUUAAACAAGCCCAAAAUGGAGCCUUGGCCUACUUGCCUGAGUCCAACCUUGCCGUGUGGUGAAGGGAAGGCUGGUUCUCCUGUUGCAGGCUGCAUGUGCAGUGCUCUGCAAGUGGAGGUGACGCACCUCCGAGGCCUGGUUUUACAGUGUCUGGAAGAUCAGAAGAAGCUGCAGCAGGAAACCAUUCGUCUGAGUGCUCAGCUCCAGCAGUUCUGCAAGGGGACAGAGGGAAUGCAGCAGGUGGUGGUUCAUUCCAAAGGAACACAGACAGCCAAAGAGGAGAUGGAAGUGGAUCCGAAACCUGACUUGGAUUCAGAUUCCUGGUGUCUCCUGGGAACGGACUCGUGCCGCUCCAGCCUCUAGUCUCCUGAGCCCACUGGGAUCCAUCUAACUUCACAGCACACUAACCGAAUGCAGAGAGCGGCUUUCCUGGCUUCAGGUCACUCGCAGACAAGGAGCGAGGCCGGAGGCUCCAGAGCAGCACCCAUGUACGUUUGAUAUGAACUAGGAGUGAGUUUGAGAAGGGAAGGGCCCCUGAGCUCUAGGUGAGCUCAGUGAUUGAAGCAGCAGCAGCUCCUCUUUGUACCUUGUCAAUUCUGCACGUGAGGCAGAACGGCCCCAUUAUGGCGAUGGCUCCAGUAGCAGCUUGUGGCCCUUUCAUUGUUUCACUGCUUCUUGGGAGCUGCCUUUGGGACCCCAGUAUUCAUCACUGCAUUUCUAGGUGAGAGGAGGAGACGUGUUUGUACUGAAGCUGGCUGAACCCUAAGACUUGCCACCUUCACUUGAGAGGGGUGAAGGGCUAGGAUCCUCUCCCU